GGCCGGCCGGCUGGGCGGCCCAGCGCUGCGGGGGCAGGGGGUUGGUGUCGCGGCUGCCCCUCCGACCGGUCCCGACCCCGACCCCGAUCCCGAUCCCGACCCCGGGGCCGCCUCCGCCAUGGACUUCCGGGACAUUCUCCUGGUGGCGUCGGAGCAGCAGGGGCUCAGCAGCGUCCCGAAAAGGUACAGUUUGGCAGUGGGACCCCCGAAGAGGGACCCGAAGGUGAAGGGCGUUCAGUCGGCGGCAGUGCAGGCCUUCCUGAGGCGGAAAGAGGAGGAGCUCAGGAAAAAAGCUCUGGAGGAGAAAAGGAAAAAGGAAGAGCUGGUGGCCAAGCGCAUCGAGCUGAAACAUGACAAGAAAGCGAGAGCCAUGGCCAAGCGGACCAAGGACAACUUCUACGGCUACAACGGCGUCCCCGUCGAGGAGAGGCCGAAGAAGAGGCAGGCGGAGGAGGGGCCCGGAGAGUACCCGCCGGAGGAGGAAGCGGAGCCCUACGACGACGGGCCCGUCGAGUCGGAGCCCGAGGACUCGGAGGGGUACGAGGAAGAGCCGGAACCCCCCAGGGCCGUCGGCAAGGCGAAGCCCGCUCCCAAAAGCGCCCCGCCCCCCAUGAACUUCUCCGAUCUCCUCCGGCUGGCGGAGAAGAAGCAGUACGAGCCGGUGGAGAUCAAAGUGGUGAAGAAAACCGAGGAGAGGCCCAGGACGGCGGAGGAGCUGCGAGAGAGGGAGUUCUUGGAGCGGAGGAACAAGAGAGGCGACCGGGGGAAGGAAGGCAGGAAGGCCGAGAGAGAGGUCAGGGCCGGGCCCGGGCCGCCCAAGAAAGGACCCUCUCAGAAGGAGGCGCCGCCCCCCAAGGUUGGGAGGGGCCCUGGCGAGAGGCCGUCUGUCGCCCCCUCCUCCUCCUCCUCCUCCUCCAAGAGAAGCCUCCCCCACCCCGCCGCUGGCCCCGAGAGGAAGUCGAGACCGGCGGCCCCCAGCGAGAAGCACACCCGCCCGGCCACCGCCAAGCCCCCGGCCGGGCCCGGCGAGGGCCCCAGACCCGUGCCGGCCGGCGGCCACGGGAAACCUGUGGUCAACGGGGCCGGGAAGGCCCGGCCCGGAAGCGCCCAGGCGCCCCCCGGCCUGACGAAGACCUCUGCCGGCGGGGCCCAGAGGCCGUCCGGCGAGCAAGGACUCAAGAGACCCACUUCCUCCCAGCCGAGUCAUUCCAGGCCCGGGCCCAGCCCCCACAACGGGGCCAAGCUUUCCAGCGGCAAGAGGUCAAGCGGCGGGCCCGGCUCGGCCCCGGGGCGGCCCGACCCGGGCGCCGCCCGGCCGGCGGGAGGCCUGGGUUCCGGCCCCGGGCGGCCCGCCGGCCACUCCGCCCCGGGGUCCGCCCGAUCGAACUCGGGGCCCGGGAGGCCCGGGGGCGGUUCUGGCGGCGGGCCGGGCCGGACCGUCGGCGGCUCGGGCCCCGGCCGGCCGGCCGCCCGGUCGAGCUCCGGCCCGGGGCGGACCGGUAACAGCCCGGGCCCCGGGAGGCCGGCCGGCGGGCUCGGCCCCGGGAGGCCCAACGCGGGUCCCGGGAGGCCGGCCGGCGGGCUCGGCCCCGGGAGGCCCAACGCGGGCCCCGGGAAGCCGGCGAGCGGCUCGGGCCCCGGAAGGCCGGCCGGCGGGCUCGGCCCGGGCCGGCCGAGCUCGGGCCCCAGCAGGCCGGCCGGCGGGCCCGGCCCGGAGAGGACCAACGCGGGCCGGCCGCCCCCCGGCUCCGUCCCCCCGACCAGGCCUCGCUGCACCGUCGUGUCGGAAACCAUCUCCUCCAAGAACAUCGUCGCCCGGCCCGGCCCCGGAAGGAUGAACGGGAUGCGGCUUCCGCCCCCCGGCACCAGGCCCGGGACUCAGUGGCGAGGUCCUCCCGGGCACCCCCUCCCCCACAUCGGCUACAAGCGGCACCGGGAUUUCGAUGACGACGAAGAGGAGUACGACUCGGAAAUGGACGACUUCAUCGACGACGAAGGAGAGCCUCAGGAAGAAAUAUCCAAACACAUCCGAGAAAUCUUUGGCUACGACCGCAAAAAGUACAAAGACGAGAGCGAUUAUGCCUUACGGUACAUGGAGAGCAGCUGGAGAGAGCAGCAGAAGGAGGAAGCCAAGAGUUUGCGGCUUGGGGUGCAAGAGGACCUCGAAGAGAUGAGGCGGGAAGAGGAAGAACUGAAACGCAGAAAAGCCAAGAAGCUGAAGCUCCGUUAGCAGUUUGACCUCCUGAGGGUCCCGAGAGUCUGUUUCCUCCUGCCCCGGCCUCCUGUCUGUCUGUUCUAGUUUCUGUGUGUGUGGUAGAGGAUAAGAGAGGUGGAAGGGAAGAAAGCACUGAGAAAGUAUUUAUUUUUAAUACUUGCCAGGGUUAGGGUUGUGUGGUUUUGUUUCGUUUAAAGAGAAAGUAACUCCGCUGAACGUUUCUGAUGAAUUCCCAAAACGCCAGCCGAUGAGCUAUGCGCUCGGACACAUGGCUGACCACGUGGACCAGGCCAGCUAGCCACUCGGACGUUUAGCUAGUCGGCCCUCAAGGAGACCACUCUGCCCCGACUUGAGGGAGAGGACUGCCCCAGAACUCCCGGGCAACCCAAGUCCCCGAGUUGUUUUCCCCUCCCGGGAAUGACUUCGGUUCCGGGCCUUUCCACCGACGGAGUCGGCGGUGAAGCCACCCGCCCGCUUCCUUGUUCACGGACCAGAGAACCGGGGGAUUCUCUGCGUCAUUUGAAAACGUGGGUGUCGUUCACACCCGUCUGAAGUUUAAAAAUGUAAUCAAAUUACAUUGGGCUCCCGCCGUAAUCCGAAUUGCUCGCUGAGUUUCCUCAGACCCCAAAACGGAGGUCACUGGGGAACGAGAACUCCGGCGGAACUGGAACCAGAGUACAAGUACGCUUCUAGGUUCCAGAAUAUUUCUCUCCCCCACCCCAACUUUUUUCUUGUUCAGAACCGUUCCUGAUUAUCCCACUUCCAAAUACGUUGAGAGAAGUAGAAGUCCCUAUGCAGAGUCAUAUUUUGUCUGAAAAAUCCAUUUUUGUAUUGGAUAUAGUAUAUCGAAAAUAAAGCCGUUAUUUUAUUCAAACGUUAGCCCUGCAAGAUUCAUCUAAAAGUGAUGUGUGGCGUUCAUUUUUUUUUUCUAUUUCCCCCCCCCCCCCCGCCCCAGAGAGAUUUUGGAAAUCCCUUUUCAGUUUUCAAUUUUCAGUGCCUCUUGAUUUUUCACGACUUGGCAUUUAUGAUCUGGAAUCAGACAUAAAUAAAUCAUAAAUAGGCAUAAAUGCUAGUCAUAAUGGCCGAAAACCAAAAAUCCAAAUCGUGUGCGCGUGUGUAUGUAUUUGUGUGCGCGAGUGUGCGUUUCAAGAAUACACCGUCUGCCGUAUUGCACAUUGCAUUGACGCUAUGCACUGUGAAGAGACUCGAUUCGCUCUCCGGAGGCUUCGGCGAGUCUCCCCGACGGAGUGCCGGCUUCUCCUCCCUCCUCGCCCAGCCUUCAUUCCGGCUUCCCUUGACCCGGGUUCUCUGAGCCUCCGCGUGUCGGCGAUACACGGACAGGCCGGUCGGCGCCGCGGAUGACUCGAUCUCGCCGCUGCCCGGAACGCUCCCGGGCGUGGAGAUUGCUGGGGGGCAGCCUCCGGAUUGAGCCGGGAGACCCAGACCGAGGAAGAGGAGGGGGAAACGGAAGCCGCCCGGAAAAGGCAGGGGUCGGAACCCGGCGCAGCGUCUUCCAACCGAGCGUGAAGUUUCUCUGGCCAGGCGGGGAACCCGCCUCAGCGGAACACGUUUUGAUUUCCAGAGGGGUCAGCGGAGGGGGAGUUCAAGAACUGACCGAUCACCGGAGGAAGAAAGAUGGGGCCUCGUUUCCAACUGAAGCGAUCUUCUGCGUCGAUUCCCUCCGUCCCUUAGGCUCCCCUUGCCUGGGGCGUUUAAGGGACACCGCCAGACGGUCGCCGAUAAGGCGACGUUCCAGGUCGGUGGGACCAGGUGAUUCGGGUUCACAAUGCCGAGCGAGACCAAGUCUGUGUCGGCUCCGUUCUUAUUUAGAUAGCCGCGGCCCCCCACUCCUGUGUAUCCACCCGGUGCUUAGAACAGUGCCUGGCACAUAGCAGGAGCUUAACAAAUACCAGUUGUUAUUAUUAAAGCCAGUGACAAAGAGCUUGAGCCUCUCACUCAGAGAGAUUAAGAGAAUCCUGGUUUCACCUCCCAACUCUUCCACUCCUCCGACAGCUUCCGCUUUAUUCUCUCCCUCUCCGGAAACUGGUAUGACUGGCAAAGUCUUCACAAGGCUCCCGAGGUUCUUUGAUUUAAAACGAAACGCCAUCUUCCUGCCGACACGGUGCAUCCUUUUUCGCCGUUUUUUUCCUGGAGUAGAUGGUUUAGAGAUCUAUUUUGAAGUUUCGUGAGCAUUAAAAAAUGAGAACUUUGAAGAUCCGACUGUCGAGGACUUGGUCGCAGGUGACAUUUUUGCGGCUCCUCUCGUGUAGACGACGGGACAAUCCUGAGAAAGCCGGGACCUGUCUUCAGAUCCAGUCUCGCUUCCAAAGCCACGACUGCUGCCCCGUCACAGUUCAUUUUAUUCGUGUCGUCUACGCCCGACGACUCCUUGGGACGUGAGAAACUGGAAGAAUGCCUGCUUAUCCAUACAGGGGAUCCCAUGUUAAGCUAUUGACUUGAAUGAUGUAGAUGAAGACACUUUUGAUUUUUGCAUUUUCUUACUCUGAAGAGGUGCCUUUUUCCUAGGUGACGUUAAUUCGCGGAUGUAGGAAUAAACUAAAAUAGGUGCGGCCUUCUUGAAUAUUCUUGAAUCUUGAUGGUGUGACAGGAAAAGUAGUUUUCAUAAAACCUUUCAAGUGGGGCUUUGACUGCACAAUAGUUACUUGCCUGUGAUGUGGCUAAAUCAGUCCAGGGCGCUCUGUACCGAAGGCCGCUUCCCGGGAUCUCGGUAUCUCUGGCCUCUCCGGGUCUCCCGGCCACUGUAAAUUCAAUUCUGAAGACAGCGGGAGACCGGGAUACUGCACAUCACGGACAGCCUUUAGACUGAGACUCUGCGCUGGGGAGCAGAAAAGCUCCGAGGAGGGAAUCGAAUUGCCCUGAGAAGAGUAAUUUUGAAAGAAGAUUGAAUUUUGUACGUCGACCCCGAGCUUUUGCCCCCAGAAAAUCGAGUUUUUCUUCUGUUCUUGCGUUUUGUAACUCCGAGUGGCUGAGGGGUAUUUCUGAGGGACAGCAGGAGACCAAAACCCACUGGGAAAGAGAGUAAAUAGACGAAGAGAGGCUGGUGUGUUAUUUACCAAGCGACGAAUGUAUCCGAAUGCUAUUUAUUUGGUGAGUGGACGCGAUGCAAUAUUAAAAGUGGCAUUGUGGGGGAGGGAGGGGCGUUCCAGAUACGGCCUAUGCCUUAGGGAUGAACGUUUGUACAAUUCAUUGUGUCUUUUCACACAAUGGGACAAAUCAGGUAAAACCUCGACGUAGCUUAGCGGCUUUCUGGUGCUGUUGCGAGUACGUGCGACGAGAAGAUUUCCUCUCGCGUGUGCGGAGAACAGGUGAAACUUUUGACAGUUCUGUAUACAGUACAAUAAAACCGGCAUUAAAAUGCUUUAUUACUUUUCA
This is a messenger RNA of Ornithorhynchus anatinus (platypus), 5608 nucleotides long. It is a transcript of the gene SPTY2D1, whose product is annotated as SPT2 chromatin protein domain containing 1. The coding region runs from base 119 to 2230 and encodes 703 amino acids. The record is from RefSeq and is a predicted model, not a curated record. Gene Ontology annotation, molecular function: histone binding; DNA binding. Gene Ontology annotation, cellular component: nucleolus. NCBI's taxonomy places the organism in Eukaryota, Metazoa, Chordata, Mammalia, Monotremata, Ornithorhynchidae. The transcript is spliced from 6 exons. Gene Ontology annotation, biological process: nucleosome assembly; regulation of DNA-templated transcription.